Messenger RNA from Drosophila serrata, 514 nucleotides. RefSeq names its product 39 kDa FK506-binding nuclear protein-like. The record is from RefSeq and is a predicted model, not a curated record. NCBI's taxonomy places the organism in Eukaryota, Metazoa, Arthropoda, Insecta, Diptera, Drosophilidae.
GAAAAGCUUGUUUCCGGGUGUCAUUAUUCAACCGUUGAGCGUCCCGGAUACGCCAUUAUUGAAAAAGAAUUGUGGUCGUAUUGAAUUCAACAGUCAAUAUUUUCGCAAGAUGCCAGAGUUUUUUGGUUUAAACAUGACGCCUGGGACCGAGUACAUUUGUUGCACUCCGAAAUCUCUGCACAUUUCGGGUGUCGCCAUCGACUCCGGUGAAAUUGCUAAGAUUUACCUUAUGAUCGAGGAUUACUUGUUCAUUGUGGCGACGGUGUCGCCAGUGAUUCCUCAGGCAUUGCUGAACUUCAACUUUAGCAAGGGCGAAGAGAUUGUGUUCAAAACAGAAGGCAAUGCCACGGUUUCUCUGUUUGGCUACUGGAAGCCUGAGGAAGACGAUGAUUCAACGUAUUAAUAUGAUUUUUCAUGUUACGAAAAGAUAAACUGAACAAAAGCUUCAAGAACUUUAUUCCAUCAACUCGAACAAUAUUUUUAACCAGUUUUGCAAAUAAACGCACGUCAGUAA